GAAAGAGAUAUACUUACCGGAACCAAAAGCAGGCAAAGGAGGCUGGGAAUUGGACUUCUUAUAACAAAUAAUGGGCGGCUGUUGAAGAAAAAUAGAGAAACAUAUACAUAUUAUUAUUGAAGUGAUCCAAGGAGAAAUUAAUUGGUGAUUCCAUCUAUAUCACUCUGGUUAUCUAGCAACCGUGUUUUGGAAAACAUCAAAUCCAUAAUUCAGAACACCAUAGUUCCUUAAUCUUUUGAGGAACGGACUCUCUCAUUGGGGAUUGAGAGAGGUGGACGUCAAGCGCAGUGAAUUUGACAAGAACAGACGGUUCUUGAAAUUCCACUUGGUGAUACAAUCAGCUAAGAAUCAGGAGGCUGUAGUGGACAACAGAUUGGAAUGCAGAAGGUAGAUUGGAAAAUCUAGUAGGAGACUAGUUGCAUCUACGACAGUAAAUCGUGAGACUGGAACAUUUGGUCUGAUUGGGUACGAAGUUUGGGAACUUGUACUUGCUGAAUUGGAAUAGUGGAAGUCACUGGCUUGGUCCCAGAGUUUUACCCACGUUGGGGUUUCUCCGUCAUCAUAUCGAAUUGAGGAAGACAAGAUGCUGGCUACUGAAGAUAUAUCUACAUAAAAACACAAAAAUUGAGUGGUUGAAUUGAUAAAUUCAGUCAGCUGCUGGGAAAGAAUUAGUGGGUUGCAAAGUUGAAUUAAAUACAUAUAUAUACGCCCAUAGAAAGCCGAAUGUUGGAAGAGAAUUGGAGUCCCAUUUUGGUAGUCAAACAUUGAAGUUCCAAGGUGGAAAGAGAUGUACUUACUGGAACCGAAAGCAGGCAAAGGAGGUAGGGAAUUGGACUUCUUAAUUAACAAAUAGUGGGCGACUGUUGGAGAAAAAUAGAGAAACAUAUACAUAUUAUUAUUGAAGUAAUCCAAGGAGAAAUUAAUUGGUGAUUCCAUCUAUAUCACUCUGGUUAUCUAGCAACCGUGUUUUGGAAAACAUCAAAUCCAUAAUUCAGAACACUGUAGUUCCUUAAUCUUUUGAGGAAUGGACUCUCUCACUGGGGAUUAAGAGAGGUGGACGUCAAGCGCAGUGAGUUGGACAAGAACAGACGGUUCUUGAAAUUCCACUUGGUGAUACAAUCAGCUAAGAACUAGGAGGCUGUAGUAGAUAGCAGAUUAGAUUGCAGGAGCUAGAUCGGAAAAUCUAGUAGGAGACUAGUUGCAUCUACGAUAGUAGAUCGUGAGACUGGAACAGCUGGUCUGAUUGGGUACGGAGUUUGGGAACUUGUACUUGCUGAAUUGGAAUAGUGGAAGUCACUGGCUUGCUCCCGGAAUUUUACCCACAUUGGGGUUUCUCCGUCAUCAUAUCCCUCUUUUUCAAGCAGGAAAUGGAGCUUUCAUUGAUAGGUCUUCAAAAUGCUGGAAAGACUUCACUUGUAAAUGUUAUCGCUACUGGUGGAUAUAGUGAAGACAUGAUCCCUACGGUGGGAUUUAAUAUGCGGAAAGUGACCAAAGGAAAUGUCACAAUAAAGUUGUGGGAUCUUGGUGGACAACCCAGAUUUCGGAGUAUGUGGGAGCGGUACUGUCGUGCCGUUUCUGCUAUUGUGUAUGCAACUUCUCUCCACCUCAUCUGUCAUAUAAUUUGUUACGAGUACUUGUUGGUUUCAUGGCACUAAACAAAGUUAAGGCCUCGUUUGAUUUCCAUCUUUCUAAGAAUGAAAAUGAAAUAUAUGGUCGUUACGAGAUCCACAC
Messenger RNA from Olea europaea var. sylvestris, 1731 nucleotides. RefSeq names its product ADP-ribosylation factor-like protein 8a. The transcript is spliced from 5 exons. Gene Ontology annotation, molecular function: GTP binding; GTPase activity. The coding region runs from base 1368 to 1655 and encodes 95 amino acids. Lineage: Eukaryota; Viridiplantae; Streptophyta; Magnoliopsida; Lamiales; Oleaceae. The record is from RefSeq and is a predicted model, not a curated record.